Rhipicephalus sanguineus (brown dog tick) is the source of this 771-nucleotide messenger RNA. RefSeq names its product ubiquitin-conjugating enzyme E2 Z. Lineage: Eukaryota; Metazoa; Arthropoda; Arachnida; Ixodida; Ixodidae. Gene Ontology annotation, biological process: negative regulation of apoptotic process. The record is from RefSeq and is a predicted model, not a curated record. Bases 1 to 771 code for a protein of 256 amino acids. Gene Ontology annotation, molecular function: cysteine-type endopeptidase inhibitor activity; ubiquitin conjugating enzyme activity. The transcript has a single exon. Gene Ontology annotation, cellular component: nucleus.
AUGGACAACCAGCAGGAAACUUCCAAGGGCGUCGCGGUUAUCCCGGCCAAAGAUGUGCCGCAGGCGUGUCUUCUUCGCAUCCAGCGAGACAUCGCCGAGUUCAACGCCGACCCGCCGCCAGGGAUCUUCAUCGCACCAAAGGAGAACGACAUCACAAACAUCAACGCUAUCGUGGUGGGCGCACCGGGCACUCCACACGAAGGUGGUUUCUUCCACUUCUACGUGCAGUGCACCGUCCGCUACCCGCUCGAACCGCCGAAGGUGCGCUUCCUGACAACGGACGCUGGGCGAGUCCAAUUCAACCCACACAUCUACAAAAGCGGGUCCAUCUGCCUCAACACGCUCAACACAAACGGGUCAACGUGGAGUCCAGUCCAGUCCUUGAUCAGCCUUCUUAUUUCCAUCCAGUCGCUGCUCUCCGAGAUGCCGAAAUUCAUCAUCGUGGGGCACAGUGAGCGUUAUGAAUCGGCCCUACAGCACGAGACCAUCAGGGUUGCUGUCUGCGACACGGUGGAGGCUUGCCUUCAAGACAAUGCGCCCUACGCGCAGACUAUAAAGGACGCCGUGCUCAAGAAAUUCACGGAGCUUUACGACAAGUAUGAAAGCGUGGUAAAGUCGAAGCUGCACCUUACGGGAACCAAAAUGAACGACCCAAUGCACCUUAAUUCAGGCACGUAUCAAUUUGAAAAGCUGAUGACGAGGCUUCAAGACCUGAAAGCAAAGGUCACCGAGAAGAACAAAGCUGCUGAUGCUGCCGAUGCUAAUGCGUAA